Molecule: messenger RNA, 2173 nt
Organism: Salmo salar (Atlantic salmon)
Lineage: Eukaryota; Metazoa; Chordata; Actinopteri; Salmoniformes; Salmonidae
Gene: klhl34
Product: kelch-like family member 34
Molecular function (GO): protein binding
Source: RefSeq, a predicted model, not a curated record
UCUCUCUCAAUCUCUUUCUCCUCUCUCUCACACUCUUCUCUCUCAAUCUCGCACUCAAUCUCUCUAUCUCUCUCUCUCUCUCUACUUUCUUUAUGGAGAGUUAUUCUCUCCUCCACAGUUCUUACCAGAGUUCUGUGCUUUUCUCUGGCUUCAGGAAGCUGCGCUCUGAUAGGAGGUUGUGUGAUGUUGUCUUGGAGACGGGAGGCGUGUCCUUCCCGUGUCACCGCGUCCUAUUGGCCAGUUCCAGCCAGUAUUUCUGGUGUUUGUUUGGUGAGAAGACGGAGGAGAGGAUAGCUGCUAGCAUUAGACUCCCGGCGCUAACUCCUGCAGGACUAGAGACAGUUCUGGACUUCCUGUACUCUGGAUGGCUCAGCCUAUCAGCUGCCUCACUGCCUGUUGUUCUGGAGACCGCCAGGUACCUUCAGGUGGACACAGCUGUGUCGCUAUGUGAGCGUUUCCUUAGCGACGGGCUGUCGCUGAGGACCUCAUGUUUCUAUGCCAACCUGGCUGAGCACCACUUCCUGCCUGACGCGCUGGCAGCUGCCAAUCAAAUCAUCGCCAUGGAGAUGGCCACUUUGCUACGGGAGGACAGGGAGGGGCUUCUGGGGCUGAACGUCCAAUCACUAACGGAUGUGCUGGACAGGGAGGAACUACCCGGUGUCAAGGAGGUGGAGCUACUGAAACUUGUGCUGGAUUGGCUGGAUGCUAACCAGCCUCUCCCAUUGGUCCGCUGUAACCUGCUGCUCAGCCGACUCCGUUUUGGAUUGGUUACUCCCUCUGACAUCACAACACUAAGCCCUGCCCACACCAACAUGAACACGCCCCUGAUGAGGAGUAAGGUGACGCAGGCGCUGGAGUAUCAUUGGCUGGGCUCAGCUAGACCAAUAAGACAGAGCCGACACUCCUCCCUCAGAGCAGCAGCCAAUCAUGUGCUCCUGGUGGGGGGCGGGCUCAGCACUGAUUGGCCGCAGCAGCAGGUGCUCACCUUCGACCUUAGAGACAGGAAGUGGUCAUCAUUGAACGCUGGUCUCCCACGACGACUGAAGAACCACUGUGUGUGCUGCGUCGGGGGGUUCCUGUUUGUGAUUGGAGGAGAAGAGGUGAAGGGCGGAGCAGAGGGGGGUGAAGGGAAGUCUGUUACUAUGACGACAACUAAUUGUGUGUGGCGGUACGAUCCUCGCUUUGCAUGCUGGGAGGAAGCGGACCCCAUGCUGGAGAGGAGAUCCCAGUUCAGCUGCUGUGUUGUAGACCAUGUCAUCUACACUAUAGGGGGAACACACACACACUCAGACACACACUCCUGCCUGGCCUCAGUGGAGUUCUAUGACAUGGCAGCAGGUCAUUGGAGGAAAGGAAUUUCUGUGCCCCGCCCCCUUUAUGGCCACGCCUCGGUCACCCUGGGAACUGGAAUCCUAAUGUCUGGUGGUAGCCAUGGCAACCAGGACCGUACACAGGUCAGUAGCCACGAGGGUAAUCAGGGCAACUGUGAGGUCCUCUUCCUAGAUAUGGUUGCUAGGGGUGGAGUUUGGGAGAAGCGAGCACCGAUGUCCAUUGGCCGUUUCGGUCACCGCAUGGCAACUGUUGCCGGAUGUGUCUACGCGUUACUAGGAAUGUACGAGCACUACUGCGAUAUUGAGCGAUAUGACUCACUCGCUGACCAGUGGACACGCUUACGCCCAGUACUCAUUGGCUCGUUCGACUACGGACUGGUGACAACAGAAAAUGGGAGGCUGCUGCUGUUCGGAGGCAGGAAAUGGCGGGAUGGACAGGAAGUGAGCGUAGCAAGUGUUCUAGAAUAUGACACAGAGAGAGACAGUUGGGCUGAGAUCUGUCAGCUACACACUCCUCUGACUGGAACACAAUGUGUUGUGAUGGCUCUGUUAGACUAACACUCCUCUGACUGGAACACAAUAUACAGGAAGUAGAAAAUAACAUGGCUAUGUAUAGGGAGUAGUAAAUAACAUGGCUAUAUAUACAGGAAGUAGAAAAUAACAUGGCUAUAUACAGGGAGUAGUAAAUAACAUGCUAUAUAUACAGGAAGUAGAAAAUAACAUGGAUAUAUACAGGGAGUAGAAAAUAACAUGGAUAUAUACAGGGAGUAGAAAAUAACAUGGCUAUAUACAGGGAGUAGAAAAUAACAUGGCUAUAUACAGGGAGUAGAAAAUAACAUGGA